Molecule: messenger RNA, 4343 nt
Organism: Manis javanica (Malayan pangolin)
Lineage: Eukaryota; Metazoa; Chordata; Mammalia; Pholidota; Manidae
Gene: MAPK14
Product: mitogen-activated protein kinase 14
Biological process (GO): protein phosphorylation; p38MAPK cascade
Molecular function (GO): MAP kinase activity; ATP binding
Source: RefSeq, a predicted model, not a curated record
GAUUUUUCUGCACGUAAAAGUUGGAGAACUACUAGGAGAGUUUGGGUGGAAGACCUCAGCCUUAAUGCAGGGCUGAUAUUUGCUUUGGGGACAGAUUUCGUGAGAAUUCAGAAGAAAAAGCCUUACGUCCUUGGGCAGAUGAGAAUGCAACGGCUCUCUGGUCGGAACCUUUCUUUUUUUUUUUAUGCAGGUAUUUCUUGGAAAUUGGCGGCUCCCUAAGCAGGUCCUUGGCUGUUUGACUACCACGCGCAGUUCAAAGACCUUUUGGCCCUUUUCCCUGACAUCCAGUUUGUCGCAGUCGUUUUCCACCAGAGAACCAGACAUUCGCCCCGCCGACCACGGCGGGGCGCGCGCGGCGUUUGGCAACUGCUCAUCCACCGCUUCCCGGGUACGCCUUCGCGCUCUCAAGAACAGGCACUGGGAGUUCCUGCCUCUGGUCUCCAGCUGUUGCCCUCGUGUCGCGAGAACUGAUCCUCCCGUCCUCUACUCUCACCAAGCCCCCUCCCGUGGGCAGGUUCCAUAUUGGGUAAAAUCUCGGCUGGCGGAGAGUACCGGGAGCUGUUCUCGCGAUAGUACUGCGGAAGGCUCCAGUUUGCUGGCUCUGGAACAGCGACCACUGGAACCUUGGCGGACGCUGCAGCUGCAGCCGUAGCCUCGCGGCGCACCCAGAAGUCGGCGUGGUCAGGGAGAGGGUGCAGAGAGAGGGUGUCGGGCGCAGCCUUGAGCCUUGGAGCUCGCCCCGGCCUCUAAGGCGCUUCCAGCCGCUGCGGUUGACAGGGGUCGCGCACGCCGGAAUCGGCGGGGUCUCGGUGCCGCACUUGCGCGGGUGGCCAGAGCAGGGUCCCCGCCCUGCAGGGCGGGCGACAGGGCUCCUGGGAGUGGGUGCGGGAGCAGGCGGGGCCCCUCAGGGCCACCUCCUCGUUCCGCGGCUGCCGCUGUAAGAUGUCUCAGGAGAGGCCCACGUUCUACCGGCAAGAGCUGAACAAGACAAUCUGGGAGGUGCCCGAGCGUUACCAGAAUCUGUCCCCGGUGGGCUCCGGCGCCUAUGGCUCCGUGUGUGCUGCUUUUGACACAAAAACUGGGUUGCGUGUAGCAGUGAAGAAGCUAUCCAGACCAUUUCAGUCCAUUAUUCAUGCCAAAAGGACCUACAGAGAACUGCGGUUACUUAAACAUAUGAAACAUGAAAAUGUGAUUGGUCUGUUGGAUGUUUUCACACCUGCAAGGUCUCUGGAGGAGUUCAAUGAUGUGUAUUUGGUGACCCAUCUCAUGGGGGCAGAUCUGAACAACAUUGUGAAGUGUCAGAAGCUUACAGAUGACCAUGUUCAGUUUCUUAUUUACCAAAUUCUCCGAGGCCUCAAGUAUAUACAUUCAGCUGACAUAAUUCACAGGGACCUAAAACCUAGUAAUCUAGCUGUGAAUGAAGACUGUGAGCUGAAGAUCUUGGAUUUUGGACUGGCUCGACACACAGAUGAUGAAAUGACAGGCUACGUGGCCACUAGGUGGUACAGGGCUCCUGAGAUCAUGCUGAAUUGGAUGCAUUACAACCAGACAGUUGAUAUUUGGUCAGUGGGAUGCAUAAUGGCCGAGCUGUUGACUGGAAGAACAUUGUUUCCUGGUACAGACCAUAUUAACCAGCUUCAGCAGAUUAUGCGUCUGACGGGGACCCCCCCUGCUUAUCUCAUUAACAGGAUGCCAAGCCAUGAGGCAAGAAACUACAUUCAGUCUUUGACCCAGAUGCCGAAGAUGAACUUUGCAAAUGUAUUUAUUGGUGCCAAUCCCUUGGCUGUCGACUUGCUGGAGAAGAUGCUUGUAUUAGACUCAGACAAGAGAAUCACAGCCACCCAAGCCCUUGCGCAUGCCUACUUUGCUCAGUACCACGAUCCUGAUGAUGAACCAGUGGCUGAUCCUUACGAUCAGUCCUUUGAAAGCAGGGACCUCCUUAUAGAUGAAUGGAAAAAUGAUGACACCCUCUGGACCUUUGAGAUGCUUAUAUCUGACCUGAUUUUGCGUACAGCCCUUCACAUCUGCACAGAGCUUUGAGGCCUGACCUACGGUGAAGUCAUCAGCUUUGUGCCCCCGCCCCUUGACCAAGAAGAGAUGGAAUCUUGAGCACCUGGUUUCUGUUCUGAUCCCACUUCACUGUGAGGGGAAGGCCUUUUCAUGGGAACUCUCCAAAUAUCAUUCAAGUGCCUCUUGUUGCAAAGAUUUCCUCCAUGGUGGAAGGGGCGUGUGUGUGUAUCUGUGUCUAUGUGUGCAUGAGCACACAUGCAUGCGCACGUGUGUGCGUGUGCAUGUGCACUUAUGUGUGUCUGUCUUUGUGGGAGGGUAAGAGAAGGUGAGCAAACAAUGAUCGCAGUGACUUUAUGUAGAGGUAAGAUGCUCCGUGGCAGCCUCUGCUUGCUCUUUGUGAGGGUCAGAUUGGGCAGGCAAGAGCUGCCAUCUCAUAGGGUUUGUUAAAAGCAAAGUGAAGAUUAUUAAAUGUCCCAGCUCUUGGUCAUGCUUUUGUCAUCCUGUGGCCCCACCUUGAUGGUGGGGGUGUAGAUUGACCACAUCCCAUGGUGGCACAGAGAGAAGACGUGCACCGUCUGGCUGCUUCAGAUCUGAAGCCGUCCCUCAGCCAUGAGAACAGCCAAAAAGGACCAACUGGCUUCUGUGCACUAGGCUAUGAUUAACUUGCUCAGUAUGAUUCUCAGAACUCAGCAGUGUAUCCGAAACUGUAAAUAUGUUUGUGCCUUAAAAGGAGAGACGGAGUGUAGAUUGUAGGAAAGUACAGCCAGUGAGGUUCUGGGCCAGGCAGGUAGUCAGGCUGUCGGACGGCCGUUUAUGAACCCGAAGUAACCCGGGAGCCCUCUGAGGCACCGUGUGUGCAUGUGUGAGCAUGCAUAUAUGUGCUUCUCUCUCUUUCUGCCUCACCCCCCCAGGCAUUGCCGUUCCUUUGCUUAUGCCCACCUUCCAUGCAGAGGUUCCCUGAGUAUCAGCCCCAGUAGUGAGAAGCCAGUUCUUGCUGUCAGUAUACCUCCUGUGUGUUCUUUUUUCCUAGCAGAGUGGCAAUAUGUUUUGCACGUCUUGCUAUUUGAGCAUGCACAGCUGCUUGUCCUGUUCUCCUCGGGAGGCCCUGGUGCCAGUGGAGACCUCUUGGGUCGUUCAGAACCCACGUCCCUGCAGCUGACGCUGUGGGCAGGUGACGACAUCCUCUCUUCAGCUCCCAGUGCUGUUUUGUGUUGAACACAAUUGAUAUUCCAGGUGCUUUUGAUGUGAAAACUAUGAAGAAAUGGAACAGAUGGGUGUAUAACAUUAUCAGUCUUGCCAUCUGAUUUUCAACAAACUGUUUUUGAGGAGCUAUCAUGGGAAAGAUCAGGGCUUUUCCCAGGAAUAUCUCAGACUUUGGAAAACAAGUUGUUCUCUUCACUCCCAGUAAUCAGUGCUAAGAAAUGCUGAAAAUCAAAGUGAAAAAUAAAAGCUCAUGAGGACAGAAACUCCUUUGGCUACCUUUGCUAAAUAUGAUAUUUAAAAAAAAAAUAGUAACGAGAUGUCUCUUCCACCCUUCUUUGGAAAAGGGUCUUCUUGGCAGCUUAACAUUGACUUCUUGGUAAGAAUGUGAUUCCUUUUGAUGGGGAGAAAGGGCAAAUUAUUUUAAUAUUUUGUAUUUUCAACUUUAUAAAAGGUGAAAUAUCCUCAGGGGUGGAGAAGAGUUGUUUUCGUAAUUUUCGAAUUUCAGGCAUCUUCUGCUACAUAUGGGCCCAUAUAGUCAAAGCUUUUGUGAAAUAAGAAAGUAUAAAGCCACUUCCAGGAUUGACUGUGUGAUGAAAUCUUGUACUGGGACUAAGGUAUUUGCAUUUCUCUGUCACAGCGCAGUGAUUCAUGCACUCCAGAGGGACAGGGUAGGACCCUUGAGUCAGCUGGAGCAAGAAGGAAGGAGGCGGGCCGGGGGUGAUCUCACCUCUCCCCUCUCUAAAGGAAAGUGAGUGCGAAGGCCUCAUCUCCUUUAUAUGCAGUUCAAAUCCUCACAAUCCGCAGCAAGAUGAAUUGUAUCAGCCAUGUUUGGUUGUAAAUGCUAUUGUGAUUUUCUACAGAAAUACCGCUCUGAAUAUUUUCUCUUAAAGGUCUUUGCACAUGUGACCAUAUGUGUGUUAGGAGCCUGGACUCAGCUGGAGUCUGCAGAAGAGCUCCUUAACUUCUGAGCAUAAUGCUCCAUCUCCUGAUUUCUCUGAACAGAAAACAAAAGAGAGAAUGAGGGAAAUUGCUGUUUUAUUUGUAUUCAUAAAACUUGGCUGUAAUCAAUUAUGCCAUAUAGGAUGUCAUACAAUACCACUGGUUAAAAUAAAGGCUAUUUUUCAAAUGUA